This is a messenger RNA of Strigops habroptila (Kakapo), 750 nucleotides long. RefSeq names its product kallikrein-11-like. Gene Ontology annotation, molecular function: serine-type endopeptidase activity. Gene Ontology annotation, biological process: proteolysis. The record is from RefSeq and is a predicted model, not a curated record. Lineage: Eukaryota; Metazoa; Chordata; Aves; Psittaciformes; Psittacidae.
AUGAAGGUGCUGAGGACAUUGGUCUUGGUGGUGUCCAUGGUGACCUCUGUGGUGGUGGGGGACACGCGUGUGGUUGGUGGCAUGGACUGUGAGCCCCAUUCGCAACCAUGGCAAGUGGCCAUCUUGGACAUGUACAAGCUCUACUGCGGUGGGGUCCUGGUGGACAAGGAGUGGGUGGUGACGGCGGCCCAUUGCACCACACCAGGGAUCACCAGUGUCCACAUGGGCAAACACAACCUCUACACACGCGAGCGCGGGGAGGUGCAGAAGAUGGUGCAGAAGAUGGUGGCUCACCCCAGCUACGACCCCACCACCAAGGACAACGACAUCAUGAUGAUGAAGCUCCUGACGCCCGUCACCGUCACCGACAGGAUCAGGCCCAUCUCGGUGGCCUCCUGCUUGCCCCAGCCUGGGACCACCUGCACCACGUCAGGAUGGGGAGCCACCACCUCCCCUGAAGUCACUUACCCGGACGUCUUGCAGUGCGUCAACGUCAACCAUCUUCUCCACGGCCGAAUGCCCACCGCUUACCCCGGUUCCAUCACCGAGAACAUGCUCUGCGCCGGGAGCCUCCAAGGUGGUAGGGACUCAUGUCAGGGGGACUCUGGAGGACCUCUGGUUUGCAACAAGACCCUCCAAGGCAUCGUGUCUUGGGGCAUGGAGAAGUGCGGCCAACCCAAGCGCCCUGGGGUCUACACCAAGGUCUGUAGAUACGCCCAAUGGAUCCAUAAGAUCAUGAAGGACAACUGA